UCGCAUCGCAUCCUCUGCGGCAACGGCACAUUCCAUUCCUUGCCCGUUGCAAAGCUUGUGGAUGCGAAACAAAGCACGGCACGGCACGGUACUGCAGGAUGAUGGGACCGUGGAACCCCACCAACGGGAGCGAACCCAAGGAUGCGAAUGCGAAUGCGAAUGGGAAUAUAAAUGCGAACGGGAAUAUAAAUGCGAAUGUAAAUGCGGAUGCCACCGGGGGACCAACCCAACGACAAAGCAAACCACGGGUGCGCCGGGCAUACAGGGGGGUCGUGGCCAUCUUUUUCCUCGCCGUGUGGUUCUUGCCGGCACAGCUGCGGGUGGCACCCGAUGCGGCCAUCUUCGACUUCGACUUCGAGUUCGAGUUCGAGGACGAGCUCGAGUUUGAGGACGAGUUCGAGCACAAGUUUGAGGACGAGUUCGAGCACAAGUUCGAGCACAAGUUCGAGCACAAUUUCGAGCACAAGUUCGAGGACGACUUCGAGGACGACUUCGAGUUCACGCACGACCUCGAGCUCGACCUCGAGCUCGACUUCGAACGGACCACCCGUUCCGGUUCCCCUGCGGCCGGGAACGCCUCGCUCCGGGCCCUGCAUCGUUCGGACCGCGACUUUUACAGGGCCGUCCACGAGUCGCGGUUCCCGGCGUCGGCCGCGGGCCGCUGGAGGCACCGGCCCGACCUGGCCGUCUUCCCCUCGAGGGACCACCUGGAGUGCCUGAACCUGGAACGCCAGGGGAACUGCCACGACGAAGACCUGUGGAAGACCGCCACCGACGCGGCAAAAAUCUCCCGGCACGAGUCGCAGCUCAAGGGCGCCAUCCAGAACAGCCCGGGGAUCCUUUCGGCGUCCGACCCGUGGAUGUGGGAAUCCGAUCUGGAAGAGUACAAGGCGAUUCCCUACCACAAAACCAACCAAGAGGAAUACCGCGAACGGAUCCGAGCGAUAUUCCUGGGCCGCAACCGCGGAAAAGAACCCCGGUCUCUCUUCUUUGUGGGGGACAGCCUGACGCGCCAGUGGCACCACUCGGUCAAGUGCGAGCUGGUGCACGUCCUCGGCCUGCCGGCCGAGAAGGUGGAAAACAUGGUGCACUUUAUGCAAAAGCACAAGGGGUGGUGGCAGGGGAACCUCCGGCCCCUCCGGAACGCCACCGAGCGCGACUACCUUAUCUUCAACUUUGGCCACCACGUGGGAAAAAAGCUGGGCGAGGGCUGGCCGGAGAAGUACCGAGAGGUCCUGGAGGAGGCCCUGGACAUCGAUUUCGGACCCAUCCCCAAACACCACGUCUUUUUCCGGACGACCGCCGUCCGGCACUUCCACGCGGGAAAGGGCGACUGGAACACGGAAUCCUCCAAGGCCGGUGCCGUCCGGCCCAACAUGACCGACGCCUGGUCGACCUACGGGGGCUCGAUGAAGGAACUCCCGCUCCAGAACCUCAUCGCCUUUGACGUCUUUCUCGGGGGGACCAAGAGCAAGAACAAGAACAAAACCAAGACCAAAAACAAAAACAAAACCAAGAACAAAACCAUCGCCUUCGACGUCUUUCUCGGGGGGACCAAGAACAAGANCAAGAACAAGAACAAAACCAAGACCAAAACCAAAACCAAAAACAAAACCAAGAGCAAAACCAUCGCCUUCGACGUCUUUCUCGGGGGGACCAAGAGCAAGAACAAGAACAAAACCAAGAACAAAACCAAAAACAAAACCAAAAACAAGACCAACCAAUCCAGCAGCGGAUUCCGGAUCCUCGACGUGUCUCCCAUGAUGCUGGCCCGGGCCGAUGCCACCUUCGACGGCUGCCACUUUUGUCUCCCGGGCCCCCACGAGUUUUGGAGCCGCAUGCUCUACCACCGGAUCGAGCAGGACGACGCACGGUCGGAGUGAAACGCACGGAACGGAACGCACCGCACGCGUUGCGGCGGCACACGGAGGGACGGGCGGGCGGGCACAAGAACCCUUG
Pseudo-nitzschia multistriata is the source of this 1959-nucleotide messenger RNA. NCBI's taxonomy places the organism in Eukaryota, Bacillariophyta, Bacillariophyceae, Bacillariales, Bacillariaceae. The record is from the annotation of a GenBank genome assembly.